UUCCCGGAGCCCGCCAUUUUUUUUUCUUUCACAUUUUUGUUUUUUGGUGUGUUUAAAAUGAUGUUAAAACGUCUAUAUUUAUAGGAAACUUUCGAAUCUGGUAGAUGUAAUUUUCCUAGGAAUUUGUGACGAAAAUUAGUUAGGUGGCCGAAAAAAAAACGUGUUACAACUAUAAUUUCCUCUCUAAGUACACGUAAUUAUUUCCUCGUAAAGAACACGCUAAUUUUACGUCGAAUUUACGAGGAAAGCGUAUUUCCUCGUAAAAGCCACGUCACUUUACACCGACUUUACGUUUCCUCGUAAAAGCCACGUCACUUUACACGAGGAAAGCGUAUUUCCUCGUAAAAGCCACGUCACCUUACACCGACUUUACGUUUCCUCGUAAAAGCCACGUCACUUUACACUGACUUUACGACGAAACGGUUUCGUCGUUAAUUUACGAGGAAAUAACGCUGAUUUUACUUUUCCACGUAAUUUCCUCGUAAACUCGACGUAAUUUUACGAGGAUUACUUUUUCUCGUUAAUUUUCAUCCAUAAGCUUGUGUUUUCUUGUAGUGUUUUGUGCAAAUCGAAGAUACCGCUUAUUAUCUUAUAAAUUUUAAUUUUAAUUUUAUUUAACAAUUCAUAUUAAUGUAUUAAGGAACAUAAUGUGACAAUAUAUAAGUACAUACAUAAUAUCAUUUGAUUAAUUUCCUUAAUGUAUUCAGUAAUGAAUUUUAAAAGUUUAACUCUAACAAUAGUUUAUUGUUAUUCAAUUAAUAAUUCAAAAUUAUAUUUUAAAAUCUUAUGUUAUUAAAUUUUAUUAUAUUUGUAAAGAAAUUAUUAUAUGGUGUUAUUCAAUUAAGAUUCAAUCCAGUGUUAUUAACUUUUAAAAAUCUUUUUGUCAUAAUCAUUUGAGAAAAAAGAUUAGUAAACUUUCUAUCAGUCCAUGACUAAAUUAUUAAAAAUAAAAGCAAAGAUAUAUUAGAGAGAUUUUAGAAUCCACAAAAAAAAAAUUCUGUAAAUGAUAUCAGAUUUUAUAAUUUUAAUUUUUUAAAUUAUAAAAUUUAUAGAAUAGAAAUUAAAAUCAAUGAUGCAUGGAAUAACGCCCUCUAUAAAUAUUCAAAAACUACAUUUUUGUUGUUUAAAGAAAUGAAAUUUGACUUUCUCUCAGUGAUCAACUAGCUCGCACAUAAGGAAUAGAGUUUUGCUUGUUUUCUCUUAGGUGUAACCGAUUUUCUGUUUUUUAUCCAUGGCUUCAUCGAUCGCUUCCCGGUCGUCGCUGCCUUUUGAGUUGGUAGAAAAUAUACUUUACAAGGUUCCGGUGGAAUCUUUGGUACGAUUCAAGUCCACAUGCAAACAAUGGUGUGCUCUUUUAAAUGACAGUAGAUUCAUCUACAAACACUUGAAACUCUCCCGGGAAGGACUCAUCCGAGUCCAUGAUCAUAAGUUGUAUCAGUAUAUCAAUCUUGAGACCCUAGCCCUUUCAAGUCUACAAGGUCCAUCUAAUAUUUAUUCAAUGAUUCACUGCGAUGGAUUAUUACUAUGUCAAUUUAAAUCUGAUAAUAUAGAUAGAAAUCUCGCAAUUUGGAAUCCGUUUCUGAGCCUAGUCAAAUGGAUCAAACUCUCGAUUUCUUACACAGGGCAUUGGGAUAUCUACGGUUUUGGAUACGACAAUUUAUCCCGUGAGAACUACAAGAUCUUGAGGUUUUGUAAUAAAUUAGGAUAUGAAGAGGCUGAGAUAUAUGAGUUCAAGACUAAACUCUGGAGAAGUGUUGAUUACUCUUGUGCGUAUUCUUGGUAUGCAUGGUAUGACGAAGCUGUGUCUAUGGAUGGAAACAUGUAUUGGUUUGUUAAAAGGGACAAAGAAAAUUCCCAAACUGAAAACUUCAUCCUGUGUUUUGAUUUCUCCAGAGAGAUAUUCAAAGAAACAUGUUGUCUUCCCUUUAUAAAUCGUGAUGAUGUUUGGCUUUUGCCACAUCUAUCAGGUUUCAGAGGAGAUAGGCUUUCUAAGUUAUCUAAAGAUAAAUAUGGGAAGAUUCAGGUGUGGGUUACAAACAAGGUGACUGAUGAAGUUGUUUCAUGGAGCAAGUAUUUUAAUGUAACUCCCCAAAAUCUCUCGAUAUUAUCCCGUGAGUCUAUCAAUAAUACGACAUUCUUCAUCCAUAAGACCAAUAGGAUCAUGUUAUGGUGCAAGGAAGAAGAUGUCAAAAAUAAAGAUAUAUACGUCAACGUUUACGAAAUAUGUGAAGGUGUGGUCGAGAAACUAGUUGAGACAGGACGACAUAGACGUGGUGAUAAGGGUUGCAUUACUAAGAUUGGUUAUAUAUUUGUACCAAGUCUGGUUCCGGUUCCAGAGUAAGAGGAGGCUUCUGAGGGUUGCUCGAUCUCUUUCAAACAUGUUAGCUUAUUAUGUUCUAACGCACUAUGCAUUUCCUUUGGUGUUGCUUUCAAAUACUAAACCUUAAAACAAAUCUGGAAAGAUUGCAUUCUCUGUUUUUUUUUUUAUACUUUAAUUAAAUUAGCAAAAGAAAAGAAAAGGAACUGGAGCCAUGUUUGGUUCUUGUUAAAAUCAUUUGUGACCAUAUGAGGUUAUUUGUGAUCAUACUUAACACACAAGUGACGUAUUUAACACACAAGUGAAGUAUCUACUAAUCUUGAACGGUCCAUAUCUUCGGCAUAUAGUUCUAUACUUAAAACACAAGUGAAGUAUCUAUUUACUCUUGCAUGAUUCAUCUUCAAAAUUACAUUUUGUAUUUUGGUAACUUAAUCUUCUAUGAGUUUUCUGCUUGAAGUUCUUAAAACAAUUCGGUUCACAUAGAUUCUCUGUUUUCUUUUAUAGUAUUUGAUAAUCUCAUGGUUAGAUGAUCUAUGUUACCUGCGCAUCACAGUCUGAGUCGUGCUUACCCUUUGUAAAAAAAGGCCAUUUAUCGCAGAUUACAGGAAAUUCAGGUUUCAAGUCCCGGAGAAGAGCGAUUUAUGCAGACUACAAAAAGAAAAAUUUACAAGGAAGCUUCAACAUGGUGCAAGUAAAUCUAGUCAGGAAUGGAUCUUCGUAGGACGGCUCAGAUGAUGCAGUUAGGCGUAUAUCUUCAUAAGGCAUGUAGUAUUGUCAGUUGUCGAUUGUCUAUGUAAUAUUUCUCAUUAAUGUCAUAAUAAACCAGCGUUAAAAAAAAAAAAAGGCAAGCGCCUCACGCCCCUAAUUUUAGUCAAAAAUUAGGGUCCCAUUUAAAGUUGCUCACAUACAAGCGUAUGAUGUAUAUUUAUGGAGUUUAAUUGAUCAUUUUAGUUUGGAUUAUUUUCUCCUAGAUUUUAAUUAUAAACA
Messenger RNA from Brassica napus (rape), 3304 nucleotides. Its product is annotated as putative F-box only protein 15. Gene Ontology annotation, molecular function: protein binding. The record is from RefSeq and is a predicted model, not a curated record. NCBI's taxonomy places the organism in Eukaryota, Viridiplantae, Streptophyta, Magnoliopsida, Brassicales, Brassicaceae. Bases 1232 to 2341 code for a protein of 369 amino acids. The transcript has a single exon.